GAGUGAAGUGAGACGCGUGUCGCGUAGAAACGGGAAGAAAAAAGAAGAAUAGGUCAGAUCGAUCGAGCGCUUGUUCUGCCGGCGUCACGUCACGACCGACCACGCGAGUCCGCCUGAGAUUUCCUCGUUUUCGCGCUCGCUCGCGAAGGUGCAGCUGAGAGUCAGCUGGUGGUCGCGAUUCGAGAGAAAGAGAGAGAGAAAAAAAGAGGACAGAGGCCAACGUAGAGGGGGAGAAACUGGACUUUCGCGGGAGUAAAAGUGACCGACGUAACUGUUUUUUGAUUAACAAGAUUACAAACGCGGACGGUAUCUCGGGGCGGCAAGAAAAACCCGGUGAUUACCGGGCGAUCGCUCCUUGUAUCUUAUCGAAGUGCUCCCGAGGCUUCGUCGCGCGCUACCGCGGGAUUACGGAAAGGCGCCGGCGCGCAGGCGCGCGGCGGUCACACGCGCGCCGACUUCCUCCGGCGACUUGGUCGUGUGACCACGCCGGUAGACGAGACAGCGAGCGAGAGAGGGGGACAUUAGAUGGAACCCCUUUUCCGUCUGCUCACCGCGUAUCCGUGGCACGCGACCGCGCGUCUUCCGCCGCUUCCGCGGCGCGCGACGUUCCGGUGAGCCGAGCUGUCAUUCCACGCGGACGAGGGUAAAUGGAGAAGCGCCAGAUGCGGCCUGGCCACGCAGUUGUCAUCGCGGCCGAAAGAUGGACAGAUCACGACUACUGCCUAUGGAUUUACCUGCGAUCACUGUCAACAGUAGUGGCAGUGUCAAAGGCAAGGCAUCUUUUGUUCGGCGACUGGCAAUAGGAUUUGUGAUUCUGGCCAUAUUAGGCCUCCUGUACGUGCCAGCGUAUCACUCCGCUCAGAGUCCAUUCUCCAGCUUAAGUGAAACUCCAUCCUCCGCGGAACCUCUUGGUAGCGUCCGCUUGAUAACAUCCAUGGCACAAUUGCCUGGAUGGUCGUACAAUACAUCAAGAAAUCUCUGUGUUUAUAUUCACCCGGAGAACAACACAUCGAUUUUCAGUCCUACUGGCAUCUGUUCACUACCGCCAUACCUGCUAAUAAUUAUAUGCUCGGCAGUCGCCAAUCAGGAGGCCCGCGCCGCUAUUAGAAGUACUUGGGCCAAUAAAUAUAACUUAUAUAAUUUAUAUAAUUCUACAGUAAAAAUAGCAUUUCUACUAGGAAAAAGUGACAAUGAUACACUCAAUAAUAUGAUUGUUGAGGAAAGUUCUCAGUACAAUGAUAUUGUGCAAGAGCGCUUCUUUGAUACAUAUAACAAUUUGACGCUCAAGUCAGUCAUGAUGCUGAAGUGGGUGACGUCGAAUUGUGAUCAAGCGAAAUACCUCAUGAAAACGGACGACGACAUGUUCGUGAAUAUUCCCUUGCUUCUGCAAACGCUGCACUCGAGAACGCAAGCGGAGACUCUUCUAGGCUCUCUCAUUUGUAACGCUAAACCAAUACUAGAUCCCAAGAACAAGUGGUACACACCCAAAUAUAUGUACUCUGAGAAAACAUAUCCAAACUAUUUAUCAGGCACAGGGUAUGUUAUGAGUACGGGUGUGGCGUCCAAGUUGUAUCAAGCAGCGCUGGUAACGCCAUUGCUACACCUGGAGGACGUUUACGUCACAGGUUUGUGCGCGAAACGCGCGAAAGUCCGACCAGUUAACCAUCCUGGAUUCAGUUAUAUACCUCGCAAAAUAGACCCCUGUGUGCUCAGGAACGCUAUUACUACGCACAAAGUUAAUGCGUCCAACAUGUAUGUGAUCUGGGUAAAAGUGAACGAUACAAGCGUUUCGUGUAGCAAUCGUACUCGCAACGAUAGAAAACCAAUCACUCUAAGCAGAAGCGGCAGGAAUGUCGGCUAUUACGCCUUUAAAAGAAAAACUAUAAACAAAUGCGUUUAAACACACUUCUGAUAGUGUUGAUUCCAUGCGUUAUAAGACUAACUUUUUUUUUAUUGAUCUUCCUGCUAAGCGCAAGUGGAAUCAAAUAAGUGACAGGAAUGAUACAGGAGCUGUGAAUCGCAAUCUGAAAGCUUGAAGGGAGCUUUCUUCGAAUCCUCAAACUAAUUAUUUAUUUACGCAUCUCUUUGCAAACAUCGAAGCGUUGUUGGUUGCUUUCUAGUAUUAUGCCAUUUAUACUUAUGCAGCUUAUGGAUUCUAUUAUAAAUAUAAUCCAGGUUUUGAGGCGACAAAAUUAAUCAAUUUUCGCAAAUCUUCGAUUUUGUCAGGCUGUGUCAUUGCAAUUUCCAUUGUUAGUUACGAUUAAUAUUAAAUUUUUAAGUUUCACAGGUAAGACUACAGCCAAUUUGCACCGAUAGUCUAACCGAUCGGUUGACGGUUCACUGUCUUUUUACGAAUUAUGAUUUCGCGUGUAGCAUAAACAGAAAAAUUUAAUUGAUUACACAUAUAUUGACGUUAAUCGAUAUCGGUGCAAUUGGUACAUUGAGCGAUCGUGACGAACGAUAUGAAGGUUUUGUAUAUUUUUCUAUUUAAACCAAAGUAGUAUUUAAGGAUACGCUGUCAAUUAGACCUUUUACAUAGUUUACAAUUAUCUUUUCCGCCUCUUUAUACAAGAUAUGAAGAGAAAAAGACAAGUAGCAAAAUCUAAAAUACCGAUCUACGAAGAAGAAUGUCACUAUGUCAGUUAUUUGGGCAGUUUUUUUCCGAGCAUUAGCCUUUUUAAUUGUCAUUUUCUAACGAAACUUAAAUAAUAUAUUUAUUUGUGUAAUAACAAUUUUUUCGAAAGACGUGGCUUUGGUAUGUUUAUCUACAAGAAUUGACAGUUGAAUAUCUGUGGCCGAAAGUCACAGCAAAGCAAUGUUUCCUUUACCUUAAUAACACAAAUAAUGCUGUUGCUUCCACGUACUUACACGAAAUUAUUUAGAAAUGUAUUAUAAUAAUAUCAUGUAUUAUAA
This is a messenger RNA of Vollenhovia emeryi, 2913 nucleotides long. Its product is annotated as beta-1,3-galactosyltransferase 1-like. Gene Ontology annotation, molecular function: hexosyltransferase activity. The coding region runs from base 701 to 1900 and encodes 399 amino acids. Lineage: Eukaryota; Metazoa; Arthropoda; Insecta; Hymenoptera; Formicidae. Gene Ontology annotation, cellular component: membrane. The transcript is spliced from 5 exons. The record is from RefSeq and is a predicted model, not a curated record.